This is a messenger RNA of Exophiala viscosa, 693 nucleotides long. RefSeq lists its product as uncharacterized. The record is from RefSeq and is a predicted model, not a curated record. The coding region runs from base 1 to 693 and encodes 230 amino acids. The transcript has 2 exons. NCBI's taxonomy places the organism in Eukaryota, Fungi, Ascomycota, Eurotiomycetes, Chaetothyriales, Herpotrichiellaceae.
AUGUCUGGACCGCGACGACGCACCACGCAAAGAAACGUUAAUAGUGCUAUUCCGGAGGAAAAGCAUCCCUCACGGCCGGCAGGCGAUAUGGAGAUCUCAUCCAUUCUUGCCGCGCUGCGGCGCCAACCCGUAUGGAUUGUACUGGCCGUUUCGAGCGGUGCAUGUGCGGCGUUCAAUGGCGUCUUCGCGAAAUUAACCACCACAGCCCUCACGUCGACGCUGUCCUCACAUAUCGCUACAUUCUUCUCGCUAAGCCCUUCGAAUACGGUGAUUGAGUUCCUUGUGCGCGGGACGUUCUUCCUGCUCAAUCUCGCCUUCAAUGCGGCCAUGUGGGCUUUGUUUACGGCGGCGUUGACUCGAGCGGACAGCACGACGCGAGUCAGCAUUGUGAAUGUCAGUGCGAAUUUCAUGAUCACUGCAAUUUUGGGCUGGAUGAUUUUCAAUGAGAAGUUGAAUGGGAUGUGGUGGGGUGGGGCUGCGCUAUUGGCGGCUGGAAAUGUCGUUAUUGGGAGAAGAGAGGAGGGACAAAAGCCUGGUGGGACUGUCGGGUUGGAUGAGACCGUGCAAGAGGCGGAGGGCUUACUGAGAUCGGACGAGGUCGAGCUUGAGGGUGCGACUGGGGAAGUGAGAGACCGGCAUAGUGAAGAGCACAACAGGCUGAGAAGGGGAGAGGAGGCGGAUGAUCCGAUAUGA